Molecule: messenger RNA, 480 nt
Organism: Cantharellus anzutake
Lineage: Eukaryota; Fungi; Basidiomycota; Agaricomycetes; Cantharellales; Hydnaceae
Exons: 2
Coding region: 1-480 (159 amino acids)
Source: RefSeq, a predicted model, not a curated record
AUGUACGAUGCAUGUGGCCAGUCUUUCAUUGCCGCCGAUGGCGACCGUGUUAAGGCUUCUACCCGAAUGUUUGGGGACACUGGCGUCAUGGCAAUGGUCUGUCCGCACGACAUUCCAUUGUUCCUUGUGAAUAUGUGGACUGCAGGGGAAAAGCAAUUUUAUGCCCUUGCUCUCUUAUCGGCGCUCCUGCAGCAUAUUCCAUCGUCUUGGAAAGUUGGUGUUCUAUACGAUAUUGGAUGUCAGAUGGAUUGUGCGCUCAAAAAGUGGGAUUUUGCCCCAGAAUGGCGGACCCGGCUUGUGUGGGGUGUGUCAAUAUUUCACAUGUAUGGCCAUCAGUACAGCUGUCAGCUCUGGUAUCACCCUCGGAAAAGUGUCAUCUGGGGCCUCACUGAUGAAGUUUCCAUUCUUUGGGAAGUGGUUACAUGCACGCGUGCUGAAGGCCCGGGGGAAGGAGGAAGAGGCUUUGGGAAAGCUCAGUGA